AUGGGCAGUGUAUACCUUGAUCUGGGGCUUUCGCCGACAGACUUCAACGAAACCUUGAAGAAGUUCCAAUGGGAAAAGCUUACCCAGGGAAAGGCCGACAAGGAUUUUGAUUUUGAGAUCCUCUGGGAUAAUAUCAAAGGGCUGUAUUGGUCUGGGUUAGAGCGUGAGAUGGCAGCGGCCAUUAUUGCAUUCGCAGAGUUCGAAGAGCACCAACCAACCAGUCUCCCCACUGAGGACUUUGAAUCAGCAAGUCUCAAGACGGAUCAUUUAGGGGAUCUCAUCAAUCUUUGGAGUCCAUUCAAUCCAAAAACUAUGCUUGGGGCACAGCUUGGUGGUCCUAGUGAGAUUCAUCGUCUGGAAGAACGCGUUCAAAGACGAGUAUCCGAUGAGUUUGAGUGUCUCUCACUCGAAGAGAGACGUGCGCAGGGGUUUCUACAAUCUUUGGGCCUGACAGAUGUCGACUUUGUCAGAGAAUAUCGCCGUCCGACAUUCAGAUCCCUAGGUCAGCGGCCACAGAUAAAAGCUGACGAAGAUGAGUAUUUCCUGGAUGCGGUCCAGUGCUCAAACUGCCGGCAUUGUGUACGAGCAUUUCACUGGUUUGAAUGCGUUUCUGGCUGCCAAGAUAGCGAAGCCAAAACCAACAUGUUCUCUGUCUCUCCACCUCAACAUAAGGACUCUGACAACGAAGCGGAGGUAGACCUUGGCCAACACGUCCACCAAAUGAUGCUCGCCAAGUCCCAAGAGUACAACGUACCUUACACCCUGUGCCCUCCUUGUUUCGAAAAGGCUCCGCACCCAUAUGAACAUCUCGAAGUUAAGAGGAGAUUCCCCGAAGGAAAGUUUGUCAAUUCGAAGCGAGCGGACUUUGGCUUGCAACUGGACAUGUGGGAGGAUCAGAUGGAUGGACGUUUGCUAAUGGGCUUUGGAGCGUUAUCACUGGAUCGGCUUGCUUCUGGAUCGUCCAUGUUCUCACGCGCUUCAACGCGGAACAUCUUCCCUGCCGGAAAUACUCACUCCUCCAUUAUGUUCGGGCCAUUAAUCAUUGAAAACGGCAGUGAAUAG
This is a messenger RNA of Fusarium sp. VM40, 1062 nucleotides long. The record is from the annotation of a GenBank genome assembly. Lineage: Eukaryota; Fungi; Ascomycota; Sordariomycetes; Hypocreales; Nectriaceae.